UCUUCGAGUUCCCCGAGAGCUCGCAGGCCGCGCGCGUGCUCGCCGUCGUCUCCGUGCUGGUCAUUCUCGUCUCCAUCGUCGUCUUCUGCCUCGAGACGCUGCCCGAUUUCCGCGACGAACGCGACAGGCCGGGGCUUGCAGCGGUGGCUGCGGCGGGACAGUUCCCCUCUCGGCUGAACGGCUCCAGCCCUGUGCCCGGACCCCCACCCCGCACACCCUUCGAUGACCCGUUCUUCGUGGUGGAGACGCUGUGCAUCUGCUGGUUCUCCUUCGAGCUGCUGGUGCGCCUGUUGGCCUGCCCGAGCAAGACGGCCUUCUUCAAGAACGUGAUGAACCUCAUUGAUUUUGUGGCCAUCCUGCCCUACUUUGUGGCACUGGGCACUGAGCUGGCCCAGCAGCGGGGGGUGGGCCAGCCGGCCAUGUCACUAGCCAUCCUGCGGGUCAUCCGGCUGGUGCGCGUCUUCCGCAUCUUCAAGUUGUCUCGGCACUCGAAGGGCCUGCAGAUCUUGGGCCAGACGCUCCGGGCGUCCAUGCGCGAGCUGGGCCUCCUCAUCUUCUUCCUCUUCAUCGGCGUGGUCCUCUUCUCCAGCGCGGUCUACUUUGCCGAGGUCGACCGGGAAGACUCCUAUUUCACCAGCAUCCCUGAGUCCUUCUGGUGGGCAGUGGUCACCAUGACGACAGUCGGCUAUGGCGACAUGGCCCCCGUCACGGUGGGUGGCAAGAUAGUGGGCUCCCUGUGCGCCAUCGCGGGCGUGCUGACCAUCUCCCUGCCUGUGCCAGUCAUUGUCUCCAACUUCAGCUACUUUUACCACCGGGAGACGGAGGGCGAAGAGGCCGGAAUGUACAGCCAUGUGGACACGCAGCCUUGUGGCCCCCUGGAGGGCAAGGUCAAUGGGGGAUUGGUGGAUGGAGAGGUGCCUGAGCUGUCACCUCCACUCUGGCCCCCCCCUGGAAAACACAUGGUCACCGAAGUGUGAGGGACAGUCAAAGCCUGCAGGACCUCA
Messenger RNA from Myotis brandtii (Brandt's bat), 1004 nucleotides. It is a transcript of the gene KCNA7, whose product is annotated as potassium channel, voltage gated shaker related subfamily A, member 7. NCBI's taxonomy places the organism in Eukaryota, Metazoa, Chordata, Mammalia, Chiroptera, Vespertilionidae. Gene Ontology annotation, molecular function: delayed rectifier potassium channel activity. The transcript is spliced from 2 exons. The record is from RefSeq and is a predicted model, not a curated record. Gene Ontology annotation, cellular component: membrane; voltage-gated potassium channel complex. Gene Ontology annotation, biological process: potassium ion transmembrane transport. The coding region runs from base 330 to 977 and encodes 215 amino acids.